GGGUGUGGAUAAGGGUCAUAGUGUGUUCCAGCAGCGUGUCUGCAGGUUCCUCUCUCAGACCUCCCUCAGAGCCAUCACCCAUUGGCUGCCGCAGCUCAGGAGCCUAUUAGACCAACAGGCCUAUCCCCCAACCGUCCACAUACCUGCCUCCUGCCUGGACAGCUUUAUCUCUGUCAACUCAGACAAAAUGGCUGUGAAGAGGACCUUCGGUCUGAACCCAGGCUUCUACUGGCAGACUGUMGAGACUCAGGAACUCAGCUGUCAGAGGCCUGAGACCAUGUGCACUCAGCAGCUACACACAGAGAUAGCUGUUGCUCUGGGAUACACGUCUUUGUUCCUGCAUCCCCUGGUGGUUCACCACACCCUCCAGCUUCUCCACAACUCAGGCCUGGAUGUGUGUGGCCUCCGCCUCCUUUACCCUCCUCCUGGCCUUCUGACCAACAGCACCGGCAUGGUAUCCUACGGGCAGGGAGAUGAUGGGGCCGAUCAGCCCGUCCUUGCCCUGGCUGUCCGAGGGCCUCACGCUCGCACCGUGUGGCAGGAUGUAACAGGCCCUUCAGACCCCCUGCUGGCUAGGAAGACAGACCCGGCAUCCAUCAACGCCCUGCACUACAGCAGCAAGAACUUGCCCCUCCUCUACUCCCCUCGCCUGGCCAGCAGUGUGCACAGGGAACUGGUCACGUGGUUCGCAGGGAGAGUUCCAGGAAAUAAUUCCCAGAACCCUGACCAGGCUCCAACUGACAGCUCUGCCCCUGGUGAUGGAGAGGGAAGCAGCCCCUUGUAUUUAACCAGGUCCUCUACCACCCUGUGUGCUACUGUUAAAGUGGACGUGUUCUUGAUAGUGUCUCCAGCGGUGGCACCAUGCUGCUACAGCCAGGUUCUGUCUGUGUGUGAGGGCAGAGGGUUCAGUCUGAGGGGGGUCCAGAGGCUGCAGCUCCCCACCAAACGAACCCAGGCACUGGGACUCACCAGUCAGCAGGUGUCAGUGUUCUGCAGUCCGCCCACUGUUACUGUGGAUGAGAAGGUCGAGCUGUCUUCCCACUGCCUGGUCUUACUUCUGAGGAGAGAGAGUGGCCUGCGUCACUGUGCCAGCCUGCCUGCAGCCCUUGUGAAAGAGUUGGAGAAGCAGAGGUUGUUGGGAUGUAUCCACAUCAGACUGUCAGAUGAAGGAAAGCUGGACCCGAGCAGCUGCUUUCACAUGUUGCCCUACAGAGAGAGCCUGCUCCAUAGCUUUGGUGGGCGAAUGUGGGCCGUACCCAACCCCUGCAAUGUGGUGCUGUCCAAUCACAGGUGUCCAUCCAACCCAGAGCUGGAGCAGGUGGUGGUGCUUACUCUGGCUGGAAGGGACAUCAGUCAGGGCCUGAGCCUGCUACACAAGCUCUGGACAAGGGACACAACAGGCGAUGUCGGGGAGGAUGGAUUCGAGCUGCUGGCCCUGAAGUGGCUGCCCACAUUGUCCCGGCAGCAGGCGCGGGAGGUGAGCCCCUAUGAGGUAGGAGACCGGCUGUGGCAGAGCAGCCUGGUGGGCCUGGCCUCCUCCCCUGCCCUGGUGUGUGCCCUGAGGAGGGUGGACGCCUUCGCCACCCUACGGCGGCUCCUGCCACGGGACUACCCCGGGAACCUGAACAUACUGUUGUCUCCCACUCCUGAAUUGGCCUUCAGACAAGCAUCUCUCUUCUUCUCCCUGGGAGACAUGAUCCCUGAUCACAGUGUGCGCCCAUUACUGAAGUUCCUACCCCCACCACGCAUUAAUGUAGCUGGUUCCCAGUGUGAGUCAUUGUUAAACUGCAUGGUGCAGGGCCCCCAGCCACUGGUCACACUGUGUCUGUUCAAGCCUGGAGUGUGGAGCCAUGCUCUGGGGAAAAUCCUCAGCAAAGUCCAGCGGAGUGGCUUCACUGUGGUGGGCCUGCAUGUGCUGGUUCUGGACAAUAGCACAGCUGUGUCACUGGUGUCUACUGCAGAGCAUCAGGACCCCUCUGCUGUAGAAGCCCAUGUCCAGUACUUGAGCUCUGGGCCUUCCCUGGCUCUGUGCCUGCAGAGGGAGAACGCUGUGAAGAGGCUACUGGACGUGCUGGGACCUGAGGACCCUGCCCAGGCCCGCGCUCAGGACCAAUUCCUCUGGAGGGCCUAUUACAGCUCGGACCAGCUACACAGCGGCAUCUAUGGAUCGAGAAGCUAUCAGAGAGCUGUUCAGGAUGUGAAGAGGCUGUUCCCUCAGGGCCUAUGCUGCACAGAGACCAACACCAUGAGACAGGAGCAGAUACCCAGUGUACACUCAGACCAUUUGGCUUGUCUGGCCCGUGAACAGAGCCACACUCUUGCUGCUGCGAACAAGCCAUCUUUAUCACACCUUAUGGCUUCUGGACUGAAUGGAGGUGAGGUCUAGUUUUGAAUGUUUUAGCCUAGCUGAAUCUUUGUUGUUGAAUCGCUUAUUUACUACUUUUAUGUGUG
This is a messenger RNA of Salvelinus sp. IW2-2015, 2451 nucleotides long. Its product is annotated as dynein axonemal assembly factor 8. Gene Ontology annotation, molecular function: dynein complex binding. The record is from RefSeq and is a predicted model, not a curated record. NCBI's taxonomy places the organism in Eukaryota, Metazoa, Chordata, Actinopteri, Salmoniformes, Salmonidae.